Molecule: messenger RNA, 1866 nt
Organism: Oldenlandia corymbosa var. corymbosa
Lineage: Eukaryota; Viridiplantae; Streptophyta; Magnoliopsida; Gentianales; Rubiaceae
Source: the annotation of a GenBank genome assembly
GGCUACCAACAGUUCCAGCUCCCCGGCUCUCCAAUUCCCGAUCUUUCUCCCCUUCUUCAGCUUCACCAAAACUACCUCUCUCUACAAUCAAAUUAUGAGUGUCUAUCUAAAGUCCAGCCGCCAUCUUUUUGCUUAAAAGCUAUUCAGUUCUUUUAAUUUUUCUUAAUAACAACCCAUCAUUACCCAGCAAAUUAUGAAGUGCAUUACUGCUUGUUUUGGUUCCUUAACCAACCAUUCUGGCAAGAACAAAAAGCAUCAUCUUAUCCCGCCACCUCCUCGUAAAGAUCUGCAGAGUUUGAUUGAGAAAGAUGCUACAAAAGAAGCUCUUUUAUACACCAAUCAGGCAGCUGAACAAACCCAGAUUGCUAAUUCGGCUAUUAAGGGAAAGAACGAAGAUCAAUUGAAUAGCAGCACCAGAAAGAAAGUCACCUUUGAUUUAGACGUAAAGACCCCCGACCCAGAAGAAUGCCAGAUACAAAAAGAAGCCGUUAAUUUCCCAGUUGAAAUUAACGUCGAGGAGAAGCCGGAAGAAAGCAAAGUUGAGGUGGGUCAAGGCAUUAAUUGUGGCUCAAGUGGUGAAAAGGGAGAAGAGACAUCAAAGAGAGCAAAGAUCAGCGAUGAGGCGGACUUGAUGAUGUCCGAAUCGAGUGUUUCCAGCCUUUUCUCUUACCCUCCCAACUUAAGGUACCAGAACUGUGCAUCCAGUGAUGAAGAUGAUUUUGUUGGUAUGGAUUUCAAGGACACCAAUUUGGCUGCUGACAGCGAGUCUGAUGACAAGAAUGAGGAAAUUGAUAGCAAGUACACAGUCCAAAAUGGCAGUCAGGAUACUGCAUUAGUUCCGGAAGAUUCGUCGGAAUCACUAUUCUCAUUGUCCAUUGAUUCUCGGAAUCAAAUCGCAGCAGUAGAGAAUGAUGUGGGCGAAUCCAGAGAGAAUGGUGAAAUUGGUAGCAAUAACAGAGAGAAAAGUGAUGGUCAGGAUUCUGCGUUAUUAUUAGUUCAAGAAGAGUCGUCUGAAUCAUUGUUCUCACUGUCUAUUGAUUCUAGGAAACAAAUUGCAGCUUUAGAUACUGAUGUGGGUGAAAAAGAAGUCUCCAGCCCACUUAAGCCACCAAGUAAGCGAGGAAAUGCCAGAGAAAGGAGCAAUUGUGUUCAAUCUGUUUUGAACCCAAUAGAAAAUCUGAGUCAAUGGAAUGCCGUAAGAGCCAAAACCACCCCACCAAUUACUACUGAUCAGGACAAGGAGAAUGUUAAUUUGGAGCAAGAAAAUGAUACGUUUUCUUUCUGGGGAAAGCCAACAAGUUUCAAGAAAUCACCACAGCAGCUUUCGAGGCGAUUUUCUAACCGCCAUAAAGAUGAUGAAAUUGCUGUCGACACAAGCCUCUCAAGCUGGUUAAUGUCAUCUGAAAUGAAUGUAACCGACGAGAAUAGUCCUGCUUCUGUGGGGAACUCUUCCUCAAAGAGAACAAAUACCCCGAAAAGCGUGGAGGGUAGGCAAAUUCUGUGAAUACUGACAGAAAAAGAAGCUAACAGAGAGUUCUCAAGUAAGCGAUCCAAGAGCCAGAGUCCUGAUGACACACUCCUACGAUAGGCACCGAAGGGAGUUACUGGAGACACAUUACAGAGACCAGCGGUGAUGUCUUUGGUUCAACAACAGGCACCGAAGCUUGUUUUGCUUGCUCUUUUAUGCUUUAGAAUCCAUAAUAAACAAGAGUUCUUUGAGUAUUUGAAGAGUCUACUUCAUGACAGUCGUGUGUCUUUAUAUUGAUUAUUGCUUUUGAACUUUAAAUAGUUAUAUUAUCAAAGAAAAUUAAUGCUUUUGAGAUUUUUGCAGAGGCAGCAGGGUGGGACUGGAUAUUAGGAUAUUGG